This is a messenger RNA of Apus apus (common swift), 2145 nucleotides long. Its product is annotated as tetraspanin-36-like. Bases 77 to 820 code for a protein of 247 amino acids. The transcript has 7 exons. The record is from RefSeq and is a predicted model, not a curated record. Gene Ontology annotation, cellular component: membrane. NCBI's taxonomy places the organism in Eukaryota, Metazoa, Chordata, Aves, Apodiformes, Apodidae. Gene Ontology annotation, biological process: protein localization to plasma membrane; protein maturation; regulation of vascular endothelial growth factor signaling pathway.
GGGGGCGGCCCCAAAGGGCACCCGAAGCUUUUCAUUCCUCGCCUGCUCGGGAGCUGCUUCCCUCUCGCUCCACGCCAUGGACUGCGGCGUGAUCACCUCUAAGAGCGUCCUGCUGCUGCUCAGCCUCGCCUUCUGGGCAGCAGCAGCAGGUCUCACCUACGUUGGGGCCUAUGUCAUCAAUACCUACAGGAGCUAUGACAACUUUCUGCAGGACAAAUAUGCUCUCUUGCCAGCUGUGAUCAUCCUUGCCAUCGCUGUGGUCAUGUUCAUCAUCGGGUUGAUUGGCUGGUGUUCCACCUUCCGGGAGUCUCGCCUUGGUCUGGGGCUGUUUUUGGCCAUUAUCCUGAUUAUCUUUAUUGCAGAAGUAUCUGCUUUUGUCCUGGGAUUUGUGUACAGGGAAAAGGUGAAAACUGACGUGCAAGUCACAAUGCGCUCGGUCUUUGAGAAGUAUGAUGGGAAGAGUGCAGAGUCUACUGUUAUGGAUUACUUGCAAGAACAGCUUCAUUGUUGUGGGGUGAAGAACUACAGUGACUGGACCACCACACAGUGGUUUAAUGCCACUGGUAACAACAGUGUCCCCCUGAGCUGCUGCAGGCAGGAGAUGAACUGCACAGGGCGUCUGGAUCAGCCCCAGGAGCUCUACACACGGGGCUGUGCUGAUGAGCUGGAGUCUGGGCUGCAGAGUGUCAUCAGCUAUGCUAUGCUUGUCAUCCUGGGCUUUGCCAUUGUAAAGUUCUUUGGCAUGUUGAGUGUCUGUGUGCUGACCUGCAGGAGAGAAGACAGUGGAUACCAGCCUCUUUACUCAGGGGUGUUCGCUUAAUAGAACACACAGAUCACUUUUGCUUCCUGAAUGAUAAAAUAGGCUUGUAAAGGUGAAGGCUAAAAGACAAUUUAUGGCAUUCCUGCCAAAGAUUUUGUUUUCUGUACAUGAAACAGGAAGAACGUUGUGUAUUGACUUGGGAGAGUUUCUUGCAGGUGAUGUGGAAUGACAAUUUCAAUAUUCACUGCCCUAUGGUCGUAUAGCCUGAUCUUGCACACAGCAGCUUUCCAUCAGGAUAUUGUAGGUUGAGAUUUGUGACUUUGUGACACCAUCCAGACUCCAGAAGGACUUUCCUCUGCAGUUCUUCCCUCUACCCUUCAAAUGUGCAGAGGAACUGUUGCUUGUAGUUGCUGACUGAAACUGCAGGAAGGGUUUCAGUUGCCUGCACAAGCAUCAGGUCGUUCCCAUGGUGUGGUUAAGCAGCAGAGGGAACUUCUGAAUGCCAGGUUCAAAUAUUCUCCAGGAGCACGAGGGGUAAGAAUACAUUUUCUCUAGUGUCUGAUGGUGUUUCUAAUUACUGUUGGUUUGGUUUGGUUUUUUUUUUCCUCCUUCUCACAGUCAUAAAUUGUAAUUCACUUCACUGCAGAGGCUGUUAGUGCAAGACAACCCCACGUCUGAAGUUUAGAGGAGACAUUUGAGUUGUUGCUUGAAGCAACUAGCAAAUGUGAACAGUUCCAGGCUAGGAGGGGAAAUGUGUCUUGAGCUUUUGGGCUUGGGAUAUCUCUCCUUGGCUUGGUUAUUUUGUCUUUUUUAAUUAUUAUUUGACAUACAAACUUGCUUAUGAAGCAGGGCUUUUGAAAACAGGGUUUUUUUGGCUUUUGAAAAUUUUUUUUCUCCUUUUACUGAUGCUUUUAUGGUUUGUCUAAAAGACAGUCUCCGUUUCACGUGGAAGUUGCAAGAGUUACUGAGAGGAAAACUGCUUUAAAAAUGGCCCUUCUUCAACCUAGUUGUCUGUUAAUCUGUUUCUCACUUCUUCAGGUGUUUUUGGUUGUUUGUAGAGCUGUGACAUGGCAAGGGAGGGAACUCUGAGCUCCUCUUUGUUGUGGAAAAGCAAGAGUGUAUUUACUGAUGUUUUUUUUUUCCUUUGGAGAGAUAAGCAGUCUAUCCUUAGCAAUAAACCUUUACAGCUGUAGCUAAUUAGAAGAGAAGGAGUUUGGGGUAAAGCUAUUUAUCUUCCCCCUCCCCUCAAGAAAAAAGCAAUGGAUGUUGAUGGUGUCCUAUAGGAGACAUCAAUGUAUAUGCUGAAAAGUGCCUUAAUUUGUAUUGAGGGCCUGGUCUUUUGUUGAAUGCCAAAAUAAACUGAAUUGAUGGAACCCAUUAACAAA